Molecule: messenger RNA, 324 nt
Organism: Pelobates cultripes (western spadefoot toad)
Lineage: Eukaryota; Metazoa; Chordata; Amphibia; Anura; Pelobatidae
Source: the annotation of a GenBank genome assembly
CCGCAGACAAAAUGGCGCCGGCCUCCCCGGAAGUGAGUAGCAGAGACAGCCCGAUGCAGGGUUCAUCCAGAGGAGAAACACUCUCCCAAAUAGCAGCAGAUGUGGCCACAAUCACAGCCAACAUGCUGUCCCGCGCAGAAAAGGCAGAGAUGCUGGCAGAAAUCAGAUCCGAAAUCAGGGAGGAAGUUAAGGAGGUGAGGAGGGAUCUGACUGCCCUAGAACGCAGGGUGGAGGCCCUGGAAGCCGAUCGAGCUCUUAAUGUGCAGCACCAACAAGCCACUGACACUGCCACCUCCAGACAGGGAAAUGUCCUUCUUGACCUAA